Messenger RNA from Amaranthus tricolor (Joseph's coat), 5786 nucleotides. RefSeq names its product probable transcriptional regulator SLK2. The record is from RefSeq and is a predicted model, not a curated record. NCBI's taxonomy places the organism in Eukaryota, Viridiplantae, Streptophyta, Magnoliopsida, Caryophyllales, Amaranthaceae. Bases 2826 to 5516 code for a protein of 896 amino acids. Gene Ontology annotation, biological process: positive regulation of transcription by RNA polymerase II; negative regulation of transcription by RNA polymerase II. Gene Ontology annotation, cellular component: transcription regulator complex; nucleus. The transcript is spliced from 9 exons.
UAAUUUGUUCUAAGACUUUAAAAUUUGUUGUAAUUUUUUUUGUUUUGCUUAAUUUUUCUUCAUUUUAUGUGAUUAAAGUUAGGUUAAUGAGUAAUUUAACUUACUUGGUGAUUUUUUUUAUUUGAAGUUAUGUGAUUUUGUUAGAUUAGAAAUCUUUUACUUUUAUUCCUCAAGUGGGUUUAUGGUAAUUUGAGUUUAGAGGUUUAUUUUUGGGUAUUUUGUGUAUUGUUAGGUGAUAAGUUGAGAUUUUUGUUUAUUUGUGGGAUUUUCUAGGAUGCUGUUGAUAAAUGUUGUGAUUUGGGGUUAACUUGGAAAAAAAAUGAUGGUAAUUUCUGACUUUUGAUAUAAUAGGAUAUUUUUGGGUUUAGUUAGUAGAUUAUUAGGGUUUUCUUUGUAGAUGGUUUAGCUCUACAGUUUUUAACUUGGAAAAAAAAUGAAUGGUUCUGUAGGACAAUUCAUUUUAUAUAAUCUCACUGUUUUCUUGAGAAAAGAUAUAUGGUAUUAAAUAAUAAAUAAUAUUUCCUCUCAUUCACUAUUAUUAUCGUAAUAGUAUAAAUCCCGUGCAUUGAUUUCUUGGUGUAAACAUCUAUACAAAAUUAGAUUUUCAAAACAACAGGGAACCUCAUAAGUUUAAUUUUUUAAUUUAAAAUAUACAUUGUCGUACUAGUAUAAAACCUGUACUAGUAUAAUUUAUUGAAUCCAAACUCUUGUACAUCCUUUCUUCCCGGGAAAAAGUGAUAAUAUAUGUUCGUUGCCCUUAUCAAUAAUCUCGUUCGUUGGUGUUAGUAUUGCCCUCUCUUUAAUGUACGAACUAUUCUUUUUAUUUAUUCUUCUAUUAAAAUAGAAAUCAAUAAAGUGAAAUUUGUAUUACUAGUACAAAAGAUUAUUUUGUUUGACAUAAUUAGAAUUGAAGUGUAUAGAAAUAGUGUUGAAAUUAGUUUAAAAUUUGUUUAGUGAUUUGUUUCAUCUAGAUAAAUUUAAAGUUUAUUUAAAUGCAAUUUUAUCUCAGCCAAUAAAUAAUUGUUACCCUAUAAAUAUAAAUUUCCCAAAUUCAAGAUUAUUUAGUAUAUCAAUUAGAAAAACAAUCUCUGCAAAUUUGUCUCAGCUAAUAAACAACUCUUACCCAAUAAAUGCAAUUUUGCCUCGGCCAAUAAUUAGGAAUAAAUAUGGCAACUAUCUAUUAAAACUGAAAUUAAUUAUACUAUAAAAUUAAAAUUUGUUUAAGAUAAUCAAAGCUUUUGUGUUUUGAAUACUACAAAAUUAAAGACUUCAUGCAAAUUAUAUUGUGAUUUAUUUUAUUUAUAAUUAUUUUGAAGAUUCUAUGCAAAUGAUUUUGUGAUUUGUUAUGUUUAGUAUAUUAUAAAAUGAUUUUUAUUAAUGCAAGUAUUUAUCAAUUAUCAAUCAAUUUAUGCAAAUUUGUUUCAUCCAGUAAAUAUCAAUCAACAAAACAAUCAAGACUAAUUUGUCUCAAUAAGUAAAAAAGGAAAAUACAAAUGGCAAUAAAACUUUAAAAGUACAAGUCUUUUUAUUGCAAAAAUCAUAGUCAAGCAUCCUUUAAUUUGUGCGAAACUAUAUCAAGCAAUAAAUUACAAACAAUACGAAAUCUCUACUAAUAAACAUUCAGUCAAUAAAAAAAUUACACAUGGCAACAUUAUGUUAAACUGCCAUUUAUUAAUUUACAUCAAAAUUAUUAGUUUGUAUGAUUUGAUUUUGUUACGUUUGCCAAUGUAGUAUUUCAGUCCUUAAUAUUUCUUAAUAUUUCUAAUUGAGUUUGAGUAAAAAUUGUAAUAAGUUGAUAUUAAUAAAAGGAAAAAUUGACAUUAAUAAUUCAAUCUUUUUGCUCAUCCGCGGUGAAUAUUAUUUUCUAAUAAUCCAACAUUUGCCCUUAAUUCUCUAUGAAUAAUUCAACCUGUGUUUUAGUUUGCUGACAGCAUACUCUAUUAUUACCUAUUAUUAGUAAUUUGGUAUGUUGUGGGCAAAUAUAUGACAAAAGUUAGAUUAUUAAAAAAUAAAUCAUAAGUGGAAUUAUGCACAGCAAAUGUCAAUUUUUGCUUAAUAUAAUUUUUAACACAAAUUAAAUAACACAAAUUAAAUAAGAUCCCAUUUGACUAUAUAUAAACUUAUAUAUUAAAAUUAAAACCCAAUUUAAGAGUGAUUGAUGAAUAGUUUUCAAAAAGAAAAUCGAGAUAAUAAUAUUGAAUAUGAGGUAAUAUUAGUUUUUCAGGACCAUGCUUUAUUUAUGGCUUCCUAUAGAUUCUACUUGAGUUUGCCUUGUUGGCUGUCUGAUUUCAACUUGAUGGGUAGGGUUAGAUAGCAUCGGUGGUGGAUUUACAAUUUUUUAGAGUGGGAUCAAUAUGAUAUUUAGUGGUGCUAAGUUAUUCAAUUUCAUACAAAAAUAUUGCAAAUUAUAAUUAAUUCUUAAACAUACAAAUUUAAAUGUGCAAUCAACUGUGUGGCUCAGCUACUGGAUAGUGUAAAGAAUGUUCAAAUUUCUGUUUGCGGUUUCCCUAGGUAAUUCUUCUGCUAAUUUUAGCGUUGGUUUGUUUUUUCACUAGUGUAAGGUUAUCAGGGCAAACAUAAAAAUCACUGUAUAUCCGAGCUGCUUCGGUUGUUUAGAGCUUUUGGAUUGGGUAGUUUUCUUGCAGUGUUUAUAAGUUCGAAUUGUGUAUUUGCGAGUUUUUCUGUGAGAAAUCCAUAUGGGGUUUUUUUUUCUUUAUUUAGCUAUGCAUGAGGAAAUUUGGCAUUUUGUCUGGUGAAAAAAGGGGAAAUCAGGCCUGGCUCGAGAGAGCUUUUUGGAUUCCAGCCAUCAGGGGUUGGUGCCGCUUAUGGCACCUUCUCGUGUGGCUGGUGGAUUGUCUCAAACUUCAGCAAGCUCUGGUGUUUUUUUCCAAGGAGAUGCUCAAUCUCAGAAUGUAAUUAACUCUCACUUGAGUUCGUCUUUUGGGAACUCUGCAAAUUCAAUUUCUGGAACAGGGCGUUCAAACCUAGGUCCGGUUUCUGGUGACGUGAAUCAUACAAUAUUGAACAGUGUGGCAAAUUCAGGGGCAAGUGUAGGAGCUAGUUCAUUGGUUACUGAUGCAAACUCCGCCUUCUCAGGAGGUCCCCAGUUGCAAAGAAGUGCCAGCAUCAACACAGAAUCUUACUUGCGUUAUCCUGGAUCACCAAUGUCGUUUACAUCCAAUAAUAUUAGCAUUUCUGGUUCUUCUGUAAUAGAUGGGCCAUCAACAGCACAACAGGGCUCUCAUAAUGACCCUAACUCUCAACAAGUUAUUCAGAGCCAACAUCAGUUUCCACAAGGGGCCUCUGGAGCUUCAUCACUGUCGGCAUCCCAGACAGGCAAUAUUCCCCUUUCUAUGGUUCAAAGGAUUCCCAACUCUUUCAUCCAAGAUCCUUCCAAUGUUUCCCAGUAUUCCCAGUUACAAAAGAAAUCACGGCUGGAUAUUAAGCAAGAAGAAAUCUUGCAACAGCAAGUUUUGAAACAGUUGCUUCAGAGACAAGACCCAAUGCAGUUGCAAAGUCAUAAUCCACAGUUACAAGCCAUGCUUCAACAACAAAGGCUACGACAGCAGCAGCAGCAAAUGCUGCAGGCUAUGCCACCAAUGCAGCGUGUUCAGUUACAACAGCAACAACAGCAGCAACAACAGCAGCAACAACAGCAGCAAUUGAGGCAGCAUCUUCAACAACAAAGCUUGCAGCAAAUGGCUGCCAUGAAGCACCCAUCAGAUACUGGUGGUGUAUGUGCUCGUCGUCUGAUGCAAUACCUCUAUCAUCAACAGGGGCGACCAAAAGAAAAUACUAUUGCAUAUUGGAGAAAAUUUGUGGGAGAAUAUUAUGCUCCCCGUGCUAAGAAAAGGUGGUGCUUGUCUUUAUAUAACAAUGUUGGACAACACGCAUUAGGGGUUUUUCCACAGGCAGCCAUGGAUGCUUGGCACUGUGACAUAUGUGGCUCCAAGUCCGGCAGGGGGUUUGAAGCAACAUAUGAAGUACUUCCCCGACUAAAUGAAAUCAAAUUUGGCAGUGGCAUUAUAGAUGAGCUCUUGAUUGUUGAUUUGCCUCGUGAACGUAGAUUUGCCAAUGGAAUCAUGAUACUAGAAUAUAGAAAAGCAGUUCAGGAGAGUGUGUAUGAGCAACUUCGUGUGGUCCGUGAGGGUCAGUUGAGAAUUAUAUUCACCCAGGAUCUAAAGAUCUUAUCAUGGGAGUUCUGUGCACGACGUCAUGAAGAGUUGCUUCUUAGGAGGCUUGUUGCUCCACAGGUGAGUCAGCUACUUCAGGUUGCACAAAAAUGUCAAAGCACUCUAGCUGACGGUGGAUCCGAAGGAGUGUCUUCUCAAGAAUUACAAACAAACAGUAAUAUGGUUGUGACAGCUGGUCGGCAGCUUGCUAAGAGUUUAGAGCUACAAUCACUCAAUGACUUGGGAUUCUCUAAAAGAUAUGUUAGAUGUUUGCAGAUUGCUGAAGUUGUUAACAGCAUGAAAGAUCUCAUAGAUUAUUGCCGGGAUAAUAAAGUUGGACCUAUAGAGGGCCUGACAAGUUAUCCUCAAAGCUCUGCAUCCAAGCUGCAGAUUCGAAGGAUGCAGGAAAUGGAGCAGCUUGCUAGUAUUCAGGGUCUGCCCACCGACGGGAACUCUAUGAAUAGACUUAUGACAAUGCAGCAGCAAGGAAUGAACAACCCCAAUAUGGGAAACAACCCUAACAUGGGAAACAAUCCUAUGCAUGCCAACAUGGGAAACAACCCCAACAUCGGAAACAACCCCAACAUCGGAAACAACCCCAACAUUGGAAACGGCCCUAAUAUGCUUGCCAAUAACCGAGGUUCAUUGAGUGGGUCAGCAGCCUCUGCCGUAGCACUUACCAACUAUAAUAAUAUAAUGAUGAGACAGAACUCUAUGAAUUCAAGUGCUAACUCACUUCAGCAAGAAGCUGCUUCUUCUCAUAACAAUCCGAACCAAAGCCCGUCUUCCUCUUUCCAAGGGCCUUCUAGUGUCCUUCCAGGCUCAAUGCAGAACUUGCCAGUUGGUGGGUUUCCGAAUCCGCAAUUGGGUGCUCAGCAACAGCAACGAGUUAGCGUUGUAUCUCAACAGAAUCAACCAUUGAAUCAACAUGCAUCACAAGGCAGCCAGGCUUUACCACAGUACAUGAUACAGCAGCUACUGCAGGAUUUUUCGGGAAAUAACGGAACGGGCCAACAGAAAACCUUUGGUGGGCCAAAUAUGAACCCAAACCUAAGCAUUAACGGAAUGGGAUACGGAAACAAUGGUGCACCAGCAACACCUGCUGCUUCGAGUAAUGUUACUGGAGGCGGAGGUCCUAGUGUUCUAAGUAAGAGCAACAGUUUUAAAGCUGGUUCUAACAGCGACUCUUCAGCAGCUGGAGGUGGAUUCAAUCAGAAAGCACCGGAAGUUUUGCCAAAUUUGCAAAUGACGGAUGAUAUAGUUCCCGAAUUGCCCCAUGAUUAUACAGAAAAUGGGUUUUUCGGCAGUGAUCUUGACGACAAUAUGGGAUUUGGAUGGAAGUGAGAUUGUUUUGAGGGGCAGACAACUAACUGGAUGAUUCUGAAAUGGCACCCAUAUUAUUAUUAUUAUAGGUGUUCAGGAAUCACUGUGUACAGUUUAUUGUGAUAGUUAUCAAAUUUCUCAUUUUCUUUUGGGUUUUUAAAUUGAAGUUUCUUAAAUUGUAGCACAACAGUAGUGUGUAGUCUAUAGCAAUCAGUUCUGGGUUUUUCUGAUUUAUUUCUGAACUUGUGAUCUAUCAGUAAUCAGAUAUAACCUACUGUUUUAUUCCCUCUU